Molecule: messenger RNA, 1287 nt
Organism: Aspergillus glaucus CBS 516.65
Lineage: Eukaryota; Fungi; Ascomycota; Eurotiomycetes; Eurotiales; Aspergillaceae
Exons: 1
Coding region: 413-1231 (272 amino acids)
Source: RefSeq, a predicted model, not a curated record
GCCCGACUAGGCGAGCGGGUGGCCCUUGUCCACAACCGCCCGUACUUGGGCGGGAACGCAAGCGUAGAGAUUGGUCUUCGUCCCCGUGGGGUAACGGGGCCACUAAUCGACAAGAUUUCGGAGCGUCACCCGGGCGGAGACUUGUAUGCGAAAAACUUGCUUGACGCUGAGCCUAAUGCUACCGUCUUUCUGGGGCAUACUGUCUACGAUGCUGUGGUUACUGCGGAUUCCCGCAUCGCGUCAGUCGAUGCCCGCGAUGCCCGCAGUGCACGCGAGAUUCGCCUGGCCGCGGCUUCUUUCAUCGACUGCUCGGGGAAAUCGAUUCUAGGAAUGUACUCAGGCGCAGACGCUCUAUGGCCAAGAAUCACAGGCAGAGUACGGCGAGAACCUAGCCCCAGCCCAAGCCGACAACAUGUACCACGGAAACACCCUCUUCUUCCGCACGCCCAUGGCAGACGCACCUAUCUCUUUCCCCACCGUCCCAUGGGCCACUGAAGUCGCCAAAGACUUCUCAGACCUACGCGGGCAGCUCACAAAACCCGGGAUCGAGAACGGCCCUGGUCCAAUGGUCGUUCCUCCAGAUCCCUCGAUCCGGCGGCGCAUGAAGGGACCGCUCACUCAUUUCUGGGAGUACGGGCAGUGGUUGGACCCGUAUGCUCAAGGCGAGCAUAUCCGCGACCAUCUCCUACGCGCUAUCUAUGGUACUUUCUCGAAUAUCAAGAUCAUGGAUCCCGAGAACUAUACCAACCUCGAGCUUGAAUGGGUGGCUUGUGUUCCCGCGCAGGGCGAGUUUUGCAGAUAUAAAGGCGACUACGUUCUCACGGAGACAGACAUCCGCAAUCACAGAAAUUUCCAUGAUGCUGUGGUGCAGAAUGAUGGAGCGUUUUGUCUGCACUACCCAGGGAAUGAUAAGUAUGACUUUCGUCUGAAGUACUGGGAGUGGAACGAGCGUGAUAGGAAGCCAUGUGGCAUUCCCUUUCGCUGCCUGUAUUCAGUCAACGUACCGAACUUGAUAAUGGCGGGUAAGCAUAUAAGCGUUACCCAUGUUGCCGGAUCGAACACGAAGUUCAUGGGGAAUGGUGAGCAACAUGCCAUUGCGACGGCUGCAGCGGCGCAUCUGUGCCGUAAGUAUAGCACCACGCCUCGAGGGGUUUAUGAAGGCCAUUUGCGGGAGCUCGGGGCGAUAACUGCAGCUAUGACGGGGGCUGGUAACUCUAAUUCUAAGCUCUAGUAUGUAAUAGAAAGUAUAGGGCACACUUUAUGAUUCUAUAGCAUUCCAUACCUGAG